This is a messenger RNA of Poecilia reticulata (guppy), 2099 nucleotides long. RefSeq names its product cytochrome P450 2J6-like. The record is from RefSeq and is a predicted model, not a curated record. Gene Ontology annotation, biological process: xenobiotic metabolic process. Gene Ontology annotation, cellular component: intracellular membrane-bounded organelle; cytoplasm. Lineage: Eukaryota; Metazoa; Chordata; Actinopteri; Cyprinodontiformes; Poeciliidae. Gene Ontology annotation, molecular function: heme binding; oxidoreductase activity, acting on paired donors, with incorporation or reduction of molecular oxygen, reduced flavin or flavoprotein as one donor, and incorporation of one atom of oxygen; iron ion binding.
CCAGUCCUUUUUUAUGACCAUCUAUUUAUGCCUGCUGUUGCCUCUGACUUUAAAAACAAAGAAUCAAAGGGCAGAACCACAGCAGUCAGCGCUGAGAUACAGACUUUCAUAAUAAGUUAAGCAGGUCGUCUCUUCAGUUUGAUCCAACACAAGCCAACAUGAUCUCAGUAUUCCUGCUGGUGCUCUGUGUCGUCUUCCUUCUUCUUCAACUCAAACCUCAGAGACCCAAGAACUUCCCACCUGGACCCCCCAGUCUGCCUGUACUGGGGAACCUUUGGAACCUGAACCUGAAGAACCCCUUAAAAGACUUUGAUAGGUUGAGGAAGUCGUAUGGAAACGUCUACAGUCUGUUCUUGGGUCAGAAACCAGCUGUGGUCAUCAAUGGGUUUAAGGCCAUGAAGGAGGCCAUGGUGGUCAAAGCUGYUGAUUUYGCUGGUCGACCCMAAAACAURUUAAUUACUAACRUCRCYGAUARYAAAGGUGUGAUUUUGGUUGAUUAUGGGUCUCUGUGGAGGGACCAUCGGCGCUUUGCUCUCAUGACUCUGAGGAACUUUGGUUUGGGAAAGAAGUCAAUGGAGGAAAGAAUCCAUGAAGAGAUUCAGCACAUAAUUAAAACUCUAGAUGACAACACUGGUAAAACUUUGAGUCCUCAGUUCAUGUUUCACAAUGCAGCCUCCAACAUCAUCUGCAAGGUUCUGUUUGGAAAGCGUUACGAGUACGAAGACGAGACGAUCAAAAUUAUUGUCAGGUGCUUCACUGAGACUAUCAAAAUAGCCAAUGGACCGUGGGCGAUGAUCUAUGACUCAUUUCCUUUGAUCCGUCCCCUCCGGUUGCCCUACAACAAGGCCUUUCAGAAUGUGGAGACUUUUAUCAAUAUUUCAAGACGUUUGGUGAAUGAACACAAGAAGAGCAGAGUCCCUGGAGAGCCGCGAGAUUUCGUCGACUGCUACCUGGACGAGCUGGAUAAGAGAGAUGAUGAUUCCACUUUUACUGAGGAACAACUGACAAGAAUGACCUUUGACCUCUAUGUUGCUGGGACGGACACCACCUCCAACACCCUGCUGACCGGGUUUCUGUACCUCAUGGUUUACCCUCACAUUCAAGAGCGAUGCCAGCAGGAGAUAGACCGGGUGCUGCAGGGACAUGACCAGGUCACGUUUGAGGACAGGCACAGCAUGCCUUACAUGCAGGCUGUGAUCCAUGAGAUCCAGAGGAUUGCCAACACGGUUCCUCUCAGUGUCUUCCACUGCACCACGAAGGACUCAGAGCUCAUGGGAUACUCCAUUCCUCAGGGAACAAUGAUCAUCCAGAACCUGGACUCAGUGCUGAGAGAAGAAGGACAGUGGAAAUUCCCUCAGGAGUUCAACCCUGAAAACUUCCUGAAUGAACAGGGAGAGUUUGUCAAACCUGAGGCCUUCAUGCCUUUCUCUGCAGGUUCUCGGAUUUGUCUUGGAGAGAGUCUGGCUCGCAUGGAGCUCUUCCUCAUCAUUGUGACUCUGCUGAGGAGGUUUAAGUUCGUCUGGCCGGAGGAUGCAGGAAAACCUGACUUGACACCAGUCUUUGGAGGAACUUUGACUCCCAAACCUUAUUUCAUGAAGAUCCAGCUGAGAGAAAAUCAGUGAAGAUUUCAAAGGACUCAAUGACAAACCAAUACCAGUUUUAUUUGUGCUUUCAGACUGUUUAACUUCAGGUGCUACAUGACAGUUGUUCCAUAAUCAGCUGGUUUGAAAACUGAUCAUUGAGCAAAUCAAUAAACAGAUUUAAAUUAAACUUUUCCUUAUUAUUAAAACUGUAUAGUUUCCCCAACUGAGUGAAACACAUCAGUCAUUAAUUAUAUAUUUUUUAAAUAAAAGAUAUGAGCAGUUUUAUUAAAUUAUGUAUAUUUCAUUUAAGAAUCUUAUUGUGUGAAUGGGAUAGUAUUAAGUUUCAAAUAAACCUUUGACGUACGAUGGCACCACCUGGUGGUCAGACAUGAAACCAGCAACAGAAAGUCGGUCUCUUUCAUUUGCAGAAUAAUUUCAGAUUUCAGCUCUGAAAGUUUCUAAAUGCAGGUUUUGAAGAGCGACGUGUAGGUUGAAAAAUCACAACCAUACUGCUAU